Molecule: messenger RNA, 7505 nt
Organism: Monomorium pharaonis (pharaoh ant)
Lineage: Eukaryota; Metazoa; Arthropoda; Insecta; Hymenoptera; Formicidae
Gene: stac
Product: protein unc-13 homolog 4B
Exons: 18
Coding region: 3651-6944 (1097 amino acids)
Source: RefSeq, a predicted model, not a curated record
AUUAGCACAUUUGUUAACAUAUUGUUGUUGCACUAUAAUUAUUAAAUUUAAGACUAUUACUUUAAGAAAUGUAAAUUGAACUCAAUUCGCAGAAUAAUUUCUUAUUUUUUAUAUUCCGUAAUCGCAAAUAAUUUGAUCAUAACAAAUUUAUUAAUAGUGAAUAGUUUCUUUCAUAUAUUUAUUUUUGUGUGAUGUCAUUUGUAAUAAAAUGUUCCAAUAAAAUUUUAAUGAUUCAAGAAAGAAUGAUAUAUUAUGGAGGUUUGAAGUCAAACUUUGAUACAAAAUCAAUCUUCUUAAUAUAAUAUAAUAAUGCUUGUUUGUACACCCUCUGUACGCUGGGGUAUUAUGCCUUACGCUUAAUCGAGCAGUUAAACUCAAUCUGAAAUGAGAUCCACGUGUUUGUGCGUUAGCAAAUGCACUAAUACGAAGUCGUCUAGUCGAUGUAUGAUGAUUCUGAUCUGUUGGUCCAUCUAUUCCUGGCAGUGCACAGUGUGGUGUUCGCCUCCGUCAAGUUCCUGUCUUGUCUUCUCACGCUGAUUAUCCUGAUCACUUUUUCUAGCUUUAUCAUUAAUUAUUGUCUUUGAUUAAUUGCAUUAUUAAUCUUUAAAAUAUGUUUACGCCACAAGAGAGAAAAAUGACGCGCUGUGAAGUUAUGUGUAUGUUUCUACGUACAAUUAAUGAGUGAUAUAAUUAACCAGAAAAAUAGCAAAUUUUUUUAAAUUAAUUAUUUAAAAUUAUUUUUAAUAUCUGAAAUCUUCGGUGAGUUAUACAGCAAACGUGCACUUUAAAAUUAAAUGAGUGAUGUACAGUUUGAAUUGCUAUGUGUUGUGAAUAAUGUGCUCCUUAGGAAAGUAAAUGUGUAUCGUCAUAACAAUGAUAAAUAUUUUACUGAUAUGAUUUGUAGGAUAUUAAAUAUUAAUUUUAAUAUAAAAGUGAAUUCUAUUUAAAUAUAAUUAACAAGUAAUAUAUAUCUCGCGUGUAUAUAUUUAAAAAUUAAAAUUAAACUGUAACAGAAAAUUGAGUCUUGAAAUCAAAAAGUUAUUAAAAAAAAAAGUAGUCAAAAUAAUAUAUAAUGUAUAUAAUUUCUUAUAGCUUAUUCAGUUUAACGCAGUUACAAGUUACAGCACCUCAGUAUUUGGAAUUUGCUGAAUCGUAAAAAUAAAUCACUACUUGAAAACAGGUUAAAAGCUUUCUUCUUCUGUUCGAUAGUCUCUUGAAAAAUUGGCAAAUUGUCAGGAAUUCAGUUUAAAAACGAAACGAAUUCGAAUACAGUAUUGUCACGUUUCUCAAUCUAUAAUAAUUUUUUUAUCUUUAUUAUAAAAUAAUCUUCUUAAAUCAAUGGUUUCUGUUAUUGUUUAAUUGCAAGAUAUAUUUUAUUAAAAAAAGUUUUAUAUAUCAAUAAAAUCUUUAUUGUAAAUCACUAUAACGUAAUUAAACACAUAAUGUAUGUAUUAUAAAUUAUUGUAUUAAUAUUCUGAAAAAUAAGUACAAUCAUUAUGACGAUAUACAAAUAACUGACGUUUUAAAUAAACUCAUCCAAAACUCGUCGAAAAAUAGAAUCAGUAUUAACGUAGGCGUAAGAAGUUGGGCCAUCUUAAAAUUGCAUAAUUCUACGAAAAUUAAAUGAGGACAAGGAAUACGAAGGACGAAAGUCUUCAUACAGUUAUAUAUUAUUACAUUUAUCAUACAACGGGUGUCUCGAUGUGCCUUGAUGACCAAUGAACUAAUUGUUAACGUAUCAACUUUCAUUGGACGCAAUUGUGCGAAUAUAUGAACGCAUUGUAGUUGUACGUGCCCUGUGGGUCACUUUAAACGGGAUACGACACAGUUCCUUUGUGUCCAGAUUCUCUGAUAAUUGUUUUCAUGUUAUUUACAACACACAAUCAUGAUGUUUAUUCCUGAGAAUCUCUUGCUCUGUCUUUACGUACAGUAAAACAAUAUUAAGGCGAAAAGAAUAAUAUAAUAAAAAAUUAAUAAAAAAUUAUUAAAUACUUUUGAGUAAAUUUUAUUUUUAUCAGUAUCUCACUAACAUUGAGACAUAAUGUAAAUUUAAUCUCAUUGUCAGAGUCAAUUGCUCUUGGCAACUAUAUUUGCCAGUGAAUAUUGUGAUAUUGAAGAUUGCCCUAAUUCCACUCUCAUCAAUGUAUAAAAUUCUUUAAUUCUUUAUUAGAAAUUAAAAAUCCUCAUACAAAUAGAAUAUAUAAUAAACAGAUUAAUAUUUUUAUUUAGCUAUUUACAAGAACUAUAAAUUUUAAUAACUUUGCAUGUAUUAUCUACAUUAAGCUUUCAAAAUGUUCAAAAUAUUGAUAAUAUUAUUUUAAAAAGUAUAUUAUAACAAGUUUAUAUUUAUUUAGAAAAUAUCUCGUUGAAAUCAGUGGUUUGGAAUCAUCUAUUUUAAGCAAACAUGUUACGACAUUACUUAUUCUGCUAUAAGAUUAAAAAACCGUUAAAGUAAUAACAUAAGAUGUGUCAUAUGAUAUAUUACAUAAUGGUAGAACUUAUUUAUUUCACAUUAAUUUAUUUUUCAUUAUUUGUUAUUAAUUUAAUUAUUAUUUAUUAUUACAUUUAUUAUCACAUUAAUUAUUUUUUAACUUGUUAAUAAUACAUAUAUUGAUGUAGCUAAUAACCUUCAAUAUUUACUAACAAUUUAAAAUUUAUCGGUGUGACUAAAAUUUAUCUGUUUCUUUAAAACACAUACAAGCAUAAAAACAAGUAUUAACAACUUGUUUUUACGCUGAUAAGUCAACAAUAAAUGAAUUAUCUAUGAAAACCUAAAACUAUCUUUAAAAAUUAUUUUUUAAUAUUCUAUAUGCUAGCAAAAUAAUUUAUUUGUAACAUGUAAUAAUGGUACGUAUGCACGAAAUAAAAUUACAAGGUUUGAUAUGAUAAGAAUUUUAAUAAUCUUAUCCUAAACUUGUCUUUCACUCUCAAUUAACAUAAUCGUGUAUGCUUAUAUCAUAGACUAUCACUCGUAUUGACUAGUUCCAUAACAUCACGAUUUAUACGUGCUAUGGUUGAUAGCAAUCGUUGAUUAUGCAUACGAAUGAUUGAAUAAGUGACGACUCGGUGUAUUGUCGAUAAGAAAGGUCGUGGUCAUUAUGGAAGUUCAUCUUUAGUCGACAAAGUGCGUUUAAUACCGCAACGAAAUUCGUCAAUUGUGCGUGCGAUAAAUCAGCAUCUUCUCUCUGUCGUUAGUAGUGUAUAAAAUGCUUUCAGAAAAUUAUCUUUCGCUUCGGCCAAAGAUAUUAAUAUUUCAUCACCACUUCCCUUAUUGAAUGUGAGGUCACAAGGGUCAGUGCGCAGAAUUUUUUAUUCUCACGCAAAGUCCGAAUGUGUUCGCAUGAGCAGGUUCAACGUCUAAUUGAAGCCAAGCUCGCUGGUGCAUGAACGUCAUUGUUCUUUCCGAACAACAUGAUCUUCUGUCUUACAUCUCCACGGGUCAUUGUCGUGACGUUCUAGAUUCCUUUUCGCUAAAGCUACUGUCCGUUAUCGUCGUCACAGCUGUUCGAAUCGUCUAAGAAAAUUGUGUCUCUUAAAAAUGUAUAAUCAAAUGUGAUUGUGUUCAAUGUGAGUGAUUAUUGAAUCCAAAAAGUGAAUAACUGUAUGAAAUUCAAUAUGGUGAACACAAAUAGGCGAAUCCACCCAUAGAGAUGACUACCUUCAAUCGUAUGAGAAACACUUUUUGUGGAGUGCCAAAAGCUGAAAUUGAACGUAGGACUAAUGCGCUUUUACAAUAUAUGACGAUUGAAGAGCUCUACACUGCGUUAGUGUAUAUGACCCAACAUCAAAUUGGUUUCGACGUUUCUAAAGAAUGUAGCCAAGAAACUCUUUUGAAUCACUUACAAAAUGCCUUCAAGAUUGAUAACAUGACACAUGAGAGAGUGUUGAAAGAAACCCAAAAUCUCGAGCCACCAGAACUACAUCUUAAUGUUGAAGUGAUCGAAGCUAAAGAAUUAGUUCCUAAAGAUUCUAAUGGCAAAAGUGAUCCUUUCUGCGCUCUUUAUCUUGAGUCAGCACCCACCAGAAGAUACAAUACUGCCGUAAAAACUUGUACAUUAACCCCAGUCUGGGAAGAACACUUUGAAUUGCCAUUGGAGGAUUUUGAAAAUGAUGUAUUAAAUCUUGAAGUAUGGGAUUUUGAUGCUGCCGAAACUGUGCCUGAAAAAAUGAGUAAAGUUAAAGAUAUUAAAGGUUUUCGUGGCUUAAUAAAAUUAGCCAAAGAAGUUGCAGUAACGGCUACAACUGGUAGUCAUAAUAACGAAUUUAUUGGUCGAUGUCGGAUAUCGUUGAAGGAUAUUCCAACAACUGGUCAUACCAUGUGGUACGCUCUAGAAAAGAAAAAUAAAACUAAACGUCGUGGCGUUGUAAAGCUCCGAUUGGCCUUCAGCGCGGAACAUAAUGCACAAGUGGCCGCACAAGAACAUCGACACCUGUUAAGAGUACUGUUGCUUCAUGAGAUUGAAACGGAAAAAAUCGAAAAGUAUUGUUGGUGUGGUCGUUGGUCAGGACCAGCCGAAGCUAUCAUUCUUCAACAUAGCGCGCAACGUGGUUUACUAGCCAGAAAUCUCGCUCUAGCACAAUGGGCCGAAUAUGCAAAAAUCCAUGAAGAGCAUCCAUUAAGUUUCACAAUUUUUAAUAAACUUAUAAUCGAUUUGCUUAGACCAAUGGAAAGCGGUCUCUUUUCCCCUGAUGAAACAAAACUCUUCUGGAAAGCCACAAAGAUAAUUGUAUUUUCGUGCUUAAAUAGUAUACGAAAAAUUAGAAAAUUAAUUUUAGGUGACAGAAAUACUAUAGUACAAUUAUCUUCCAUCUUAGGGAUAUUAUCAUCUAUAUCCUCUUUAAAAGUUCCCGAAAACUUUGAUCUUUUUCCCGUCAAUAUAUACUUUUGGUUUCCUAAAUCUGCUGAUUCAACAGCAGAUAUUCUCCAAGGUUUGGAAUACACCAUUACACAAGGUUGUGCCGAAUGGUUUGAACACAUACUAAAUAAUAAUUCACCUGAUACAGACUCGGAUGAAGACGCACUUAAGUAUCACAUAAAAAUAAUUCAACUAAUCAGAGCAGACUUACAAAAGGCUAUUGAUUAUUAUGAUAAAUUAUUUAUAAAGAGAAUUAAUGUUCCAUACGCAAGAAUAAUGUACAUUGCGUAUGAAAAGAGGAUCAGCGACAUGUGCAUAAUUAUCACAGAAGACGUGUGUGCCAGAUUGAAACGAAUUGAAGUUGAUAGCACUGACAACGCGGAAUUGAAUUUAGGCAGGACACUAUUCGAACUUUAUCUUACGCUUCAAAGAUACGCCACACUUGGGCAAACACUUUGUGCCGAAGGAGAGUUAGAAAAUAUGAAAAUACAAAAUUAUUAUAAAUGGUUCAGGAGUGGUGUCGCACAUUGGUUAGAAAUCGCAGUGUAUAAAGCACUUAAACGCAUCGAAAGAGCAGUUGAAAUUGAUACAUUAGAAGCAGUAGACAAUACUGUUGAUGACAAAUACAGUUCGAGCGCUGUAGAUACAUUAACUACAUUUUAUCAAAUCCAAGUUUUCUGGACGCAGCUAGCGUGGCCGGACGUUGAAGGUUCUUAUACGUUCUUAGCAAGAAUUAUUGAUGAUAUUUGCAAAUGUUCUAUGGCAUAUGCCGAUAGAAUGGCAGAAAAAGCGGAAAUAACAACGGAAUUAGAACAACUCUCGCAAAGUAGUCUUGAAAGAAGGUUUACAAUUUCAACGGCCUGGUGUUUUGCUAUUAAUAAUAUCGAUUUUAUCAAAACAGCAAUUGCACCAUUAGCUAGAGACUUGGGAUUGCAAAAUAUUGUAGAUGAUUUAAGAGAACACAAGACUCUGGAAGAGGCUGAUCGCUGUAGACAGACUCUUCAGCUUAUUAUUGAUAACGCCACAGAUACUGUGAAGAAUAAGAUCAUAGAGUUGUUGGAAGUUAUAGCUAACAAACUGGCUCCUGCAAUAACCAGAUAUCUUAUGGAGGGUGCUGAAUUAAUUGACACGACCAGCAACGCGAUGGAUCGUCUGCUACAGUAUUUGGACAGUAAUCUAAUAAUUCUGCAUGAUAAUCUCAACAAGGACAACUUUAACAGAGUUCUCCUAGUGAUUUGGGAAAUCGUGUCGCAAACGUUGUACGAGAUAGUUAAUACCAAUUUAGAGAAAAGACGACCACCAGCUUUUUACUCAAACUUGCAUAGAACUCUUCACACGCUUGUCCGAUUCUUUAAUCUCGGUGCCGACGAAAAAGCAAACGUGCAAGUUUUAGUAAAGAUUGAACGUCUCUUAGAAUUACAUGGACUUGAGACUGCCGAACUCAUACACCGUUAUCAUCAGGAACGUGUGGAGGAACAAAAGAAAAUGGAAGAACCUGUUUAUGGUCUUGUCAGCAUCAAAGCGUACUUCGUUGAUAAUUCGCUGAAUAUACAAAUUCUAAAUGCAAGAAAUCUUCAUUCUAGGGAUAGCAAUGGCAAUUUUAUAGGCAAGUGGUCUACUCUCGAGCGUAAACUGCAUUUAAAAUCUAAACAAAGAGUCAAAGAAGGGAAGACAAGUAAAUGCGAUCCCUACGUGAAGAUCAAAUUACUGCCUGAGGAAAAAUUUGCCGAAGUUAAACUGCCAAAGACGCAUGUACACAAAGAAACGCAGUUUCCCUUAUUUGACGAAACAUUUAACAUUCCUCUUACUCUAGAACAAAGAGCUUUAGAAAACGCUAUAGUGGCAUUUGAAGUAAAAGACAAGGAUUUUCUCAGAACAAGAUUUAUGGCUGAAGCUUUCCUACCAUUUAAUGAGAUUUCUGACACUGAACCGGAAACUAACUUCUCAAUUUUGGAUCAAAUUCAUUUAAAGCUUUCUCGUCCGAUCAAAAAAAAUACGGAUAUUAUUCAUGCAUUGGAGCAUCGAAAAGGAGACAAUCAAGCAAUGAACUUCAUUUCAAGACUUAAUACUAAAACAAAUUCUAAAUGAUCCACGUGGAGCUUUGACAUUGAUCUACGUUUGGAUAACUUUCGAAAAUAUUCAAUGCAAAAUAUUUUCACACAACUUAGUCUAUACAAAACAUGGCGUUUUUAAUAUACCUUAACGUUGCCUUAUCAAAAGUUGCUGUGAAUAUGUUUUAAUAAACAUACGUCAGUCAUCGCGUUAUUAUAAAUUCCACAAUGCGAUGCUCACAAAUGUCUUAAGGCUGUGUACAUGAUUAUUUUUAUAUCUUUGAGAGAGUUACUAAAUAUCGCAUUUCGAAACUUUCGAUAAACAAAACUAUAAGGCUGAGUAAGUGCUACUUAUAGAGAUAACUAUAACUGUUUAUUAUAAACAGAAAGGUAAUCAUAUUUAAUAAUUCUAUAUACUCAGAAAAUCUACAUACUCAAAGGUACUUUUGUAAUAUAAAUUAUAUAAUAUACAUAACUUAUACUUGCGAUAUAAUAGACGUAUGGAAAUAUCUUUUAUAUUAUAUAUGUUAAGUGACAUUGUAAUACACAGGAAAUAAAGUAUGUAUUUAAAUCUUAAUAAAAUUAAAUAAUUAAUAAU